This is a messenger RNA of Entrophospora candida, 614 nucleotides long. NCBI's taxonomy places the organism in Eukaryota, Fungi, Glomeromycota, Glomeromycetes, Entrophosporales, Entrophosporaceae. The record is from the annotation of a GenBank genome assembly.
AAUGCUAUCCUCUUCGAUUUUGUUGAAAGCAAUUUGAAAGGUGUGGAAGAUUACACAAAGGCUCUCCAAAUCGUACAUGAUCAAGAACCAAUGCAAGCAUAUCUUUCUAAUUACGCAAUUCCCAUUGUUGCGGAUUGGCCUGGUCAGUUUUUCAUUCGUAAAGCUAUUGUACAUUGGCUUAACAACAACGAAGCUAUUCCUUCAUUCAUUACAGCAUUUUUACCUAUUAUGGACCCUCUCCAUGUGUCUUUAAAUGGUCAUGAACUCGUAUUUAAGGAAAAUUCGUUUUUAUUUAACAAUAUUUAUAAAGGACUAUUUGGAAAUUGUAAGAAUCUUGGUAAGAAGCCACGGCCAUGGCAAAUUGAUUUAAUUCUUCACAUCAUGCGCAUGGCAUGGCUUGAUAUAGAUGCUAUUGUUUAUUCUAAUGAUAGUCCUGUAGAAAUUAUUCACAGUAUUAUUCGACGACGUACAGCUAAGUUUUCCACUGCACAACAACUGCAAAAGGAGGCACGUUUUAUUUUUCAACAUCGAGAGGAUAAUACUUUUAGACAACAUUUCAUAAAUUCUGUUAAAUAUCCAUAUACACCGAAGCAAUUGCAUAUGCUUACACGAAA